UCGAUCUUAGUAAGAGAAUCGUUACAGCUCUACUAGAUUCCAGUCCUUAUAGUUGGCAAGAAAAAGAACAGAAAAAAAAAAGAAGAGAAAAUGGCCAUGUCACCAACUAAAUCGAGUGGGAAGGCCGCGAAAAAGGCUGGAAAAGCUCAAAAAAGUGUUCUAAAUAAGAGUGGUGAUAAGACUAAACGAUCAAAGAAGAGGAAGGAGAGUUACGCAAUCUACAUCUAUAAAGUACUGAAACAGGUCCAUCCUGACACAGGAAUUUCGUCUAAAGCGAUGACCAUCAUGAACAGUUUCGUGAAUGAUAUUUUCGAACGUAUCGCCGGCGAGUCCUCACGUUUAGCUCACUACAAUAAACGUUCGACCAUUACCAGCCGCGAGAUUCAAACUGCAGUCAGACUACUUUUGCCCGGCGAGUUGGCCAAGCACGCCGUUUCAGAAGGCACUAAAGCUGUUACAAAGUACACCAGCUCGAAGUGAAAAUGCUUGACCGAGUGGGUCGAUUCGGUAGACUGCAAUGUUAUUUUUAUCAGACUUUUCUUUUUACUUCUUCCAAAUAUCUACUUCAAUCAUAGCUGCAUUCAUUCUUCACGAUGUCGAUAAGGGAUGGAAAAACGCGAUUUCUAUUCGUCGGUUCAACAAUUCUGUGACUUGUAAUAUAAACUAGAAUGUGAUCAUUCUUGCUCCAUACAUACCUUUUUGGUGGGAUGAAAAUCUGGUCAUGAAUACAUUUCUUAAUUUCAUA
This is a messenger RNA of Daphnia magna, 745 nucleotides long. Its product is annotated as histone H2B. Gene Ontology annotation, cellular component: nucleosome. Gene Ontology annotation, molecular function: structural constituent of chromatin; protein heterodimerization activity; DNA binding. The record is from RefSeq and is a predicted model, not a curated record. Lineage: Eukaryota; Metazoa; Arthropoda; Branchiopoda; Diplostraca; Daphniidae. Bases 91 to 480 code for a protein of 129 amino acids. The transcript is spliced from 3 exons.